Molecule: messenger RNA, 1099 nt
Organism: Prorocentrum cordatum
Lineage: Eukaryota; Dinophyceae; Prorocentrales; Prorocentraceae
Source: the annotation of a GenBank genome assembly
AUGAAGAACGCCGUUUUCGCGUUGUUGAUGUUGCUAAAGCGCGUGGCAUCUUUUCAACACUCCUUUGACGGUACCGCUCUGAGGCAGGAAGAGUCAGGCGGUUAUGAGGGUAGGAUCCCCUUUCAGCUUAUCAUGACGGCGAAGCAGGGGUCUAUCGAUGAGCUACCACCAGAGGUGCGAGAGAACGUUCGCAAGACGUUGAACCUGAACCCCGAACUGCGUGUGCGAUUUCUCAACGACUCAGAUUGCAGCGACUUCAUUGCUUCCAAUUUCGGAUCUGAUCUACAUUCCGCGUACAUCAACGAGAAGUACGGAGCUUAUCGAGGCGAUAUCUGUAGAGCGGCGGUGGUUGCGCUCGAGGGAGGCUUUUACGCUGAUUUAGACAUGCAGUUCCGGGUUCCUUUCUCAGAAAUGGUAGACGACAGUACAACUUUCAUGAGUUCGUUUUCCAAGGAUUGUGAGAUUUUGAAUGCUAUUUUCGCGGCAGAGCGUGGCAGCAAGGUAAUGCAGCGUGUUCUAGAGGAGAUCAAGGGUUGGUACAAUGGGAGUGAGCCUACCAACGGAUUGAUGGGUAUUGUGACGAUGAUGCACGGGUUGCAGAAAGUGGUGCAGGAGGAGUGCCCAGGGGUAAACGUCAAGAAAGAAAGUUCUUCGGGGGCUGAAGUUCAAUGUGGGCCUCACCAGAAUUUCUUGCUCUACAGGGAGCAGCAUUUCAAGUGCCAGUUGGGUAUGGGCAACGAUCGUCGUUACUUAGAGGCACAUCCCGAGUGUACACCGGCGCGGGUCGCCAACAACUUCUUGGGCGCGCAUUACGGCAUCUUCAGGCCCACGAAGGGGAAGGUGCGUGGGCCUUUGCUGGCGUGGUCCCGAUUCGACAAUUGCACGGUGUGGGGCUGUGAGCAGUCAGGCAGGAGGGAGGCAGCACCGCUUCCAGUAAUUUGUACCGUAUAGCGUAAUAUAUCUUCGGGGUAGGUUCGCGAGCGCGGGACGAUCAACACAUUCUAGACGCGUCGCGUAUCCCCACCAGCCUGCCUUUGCCGCCUGACCUUUGUCUCGCGGCCGCGACCAAAAAAGUAUCCCCACCAGCCCAUCCAGAAAC